AUGGCUAUGAUUCGUGCUCUUCCUGUGGAGGAAUAUGGCGCUUUCACCUCUGCGCUGCUUCAGCAUGAUAUCCUGAGCAAAGAUGUUGUCACCCAGGCUUUUGUCACAGAGGAAAUCAAUCAUCGUCAUCGCACCACUUCCUCUCCCAAAGCAGAUCAAGCACUCACCACUGCUUCCUCCUCACAGCUCACCUGCAAUUUUUGUGAGAGCAAAGGACACACACAGUCCAAUUGCUAUGCUUUCCAGAAUGCUUCAAAGAAAGCCAAGGAAAAUCACAAAGAGCGCCGCUUUAAGCGUGGAAACAAGGCAAAUGCUACUGCUGCUGCUGCUGCCACCCAGAAUACCACUCAGGUUGACCCUACCACUGUCACAGAGUCUGCUGGCAAAGCAAGUCUCUCUGACCCACUUCAGCUUGAUGCUGACUUUGACUGGAAUGCAGACACAGGUGCCACUUCUCAUAUGACACCUCAUCACCACUGGCUUAGAAAUUACAAGCUUAACCUUCCUUCACUCUCGUCAGACUCUAUUUGUUGCCUCUAUCACAGAGAACUACACUGCCUUUCUUGA
Molecule: messenger RNA, 567 nt
Organism: Sparassis crispa
Lineage: Eukaryota; Fungi; Basidiomycota; Agaricomycetes; Polyporales; Sparassidaceae
Exons: 1
Coding region: 1-567 (188 amino acids)
Source: RefSeq, a predicted model, not a curated record